AAGUAACAGAUUCUGAGCUUAUUCAAUUUAAUCUUUCAGAGACUGACGUAGAUUGCAUGUCAGAGGAGGAAACCGCAAACCAAGUAGUACAGGAAGAUUUGAUAACUUUAAAGGAGGACGAUAGUAAACCGCCAGAGAUAACCCCUUAUUUGAUUUUUAGUGAAUCUAGUUAUACUUCCGGAGGAGGAAGUAGCAAAAUAAUUGUUAAAGAAGAGUCAACCGAGAAUCACCAAGAGGAGGAUAUAGAGGGUAAGCAAGAAACUACAGAGGAGGAAAACGAAGAUACCGACUCAAACUCUACAGCUUCAGACCAAGAGGAAGGGGACGAGACAACAGAAAGUCUAGCGAAGAAAUUAACCGAAUUUGAAAACAAAACAAAUCAGGAACCUGUUGAACCAUACGAAACUAACUCGGACCAAGAAUCGGACACAUUAUACGUGCGACACACAUCAAGCAGUGAAGAAGCAAGUCCAGAAAAGAAAAAUAAAGAAAAGGAGAUAAUCCCAAAAAUAGACCCAGAAGAGUCAGGCAGAGAAAUUCAAAUACCAAGUCCAACAGAAUCAAGCAAAAUGAGCACCAUGACGGCAAUGGAUGCAACUCAGACAACUGGUA
Entrophospora candida is the source of this 612-nucleotide messenger RNA. NCBI's taxonomy places the organism in Eukaryota, Fungi, Glomeromycota, Glomeromycetes, Entrophosporales, Entrophosporaceae. The record is from the annotation of a GenBank genome assembly.